UGGAAGCAGCUGAAGGCGACUGGGAAUGCUGGAGAAGCAGGUGGCCGACACAUCAAGCAGGGGCCGGGCGUAAAGAAACACAACCCAAAAAAGAAGAAACGGGAGCAUGACAGUGACGACGUGAACGGGUUUCGUCAGACGCCCGCGGACCAGGAUCUGAGAGAAGAAGUGGCAACAGCACUGAAGAAAGACUUGAGACGAGAGAACAGACGGAUAAAGAGACAAAACACCAAAAAGAACAAUAUGAUCUGCUUCAACUGCUGGAAGCCUGGUCAUGGUCUCGCUGACUGCCCAGAGGCAGAUAACGAUGAGGAGAUGGGUCGCGGGAUCUGUUAUCGGUGUGGUUCUACCGAACAUGAGAUCCAGAGAUGUCGUGCUAAAGUGGAUCCUGCCAUGGGUAAUUACCCAUAUGCCAAGUGUUUUAUCUGCAGUCAGACUGGACAUCUGUCCAAAGCCUGUCCUGACAACCCAAAGGGACUGUAUGCUGCAGGCGGUUGCUGUCGGGUUUGUGGCUCAGUGGAACACUUUCAGAAAGAUUGUCCUGAACACCAGAACUCAACUAAUUCCAUCACCCUCGGCCGGCUGUCCAAUAGAAUCAGCGCUGACCACGAGGACGUCCAUGUGCCUGUGAAGAAAGCACGAGCCAAAAAAGACAAAGUGGUGGUGUUCUGAUCCACAGCGGAUUGAGAAGAAAUGGACUAUUUAACUGAUUGUUGCAAUUUAGGUUUGGUUUCUCCAGUCAUG
Sinocyclocheilus grahami is the source of this 744-nucleotide messenger RNA. Its product is annotated as zinc finger CCHC domain-containing protein 9-like. NCBI's taxonomy places the organism in Eukaryota, Metazoa, Chordata, Actinopteri, Cypriniformes, Cyprinidae. Gene Ontology annotation, cellular component: nucleolus. Gene Ontology annotation, molecular function: nucleic acid binding; zinc ion binding. The record is from RefSeq and is a predicted model, not a curated record.